Lolium rigidum is the source of this 3038-nucleotide messenger RNA. RefSeq lists its product as uncharacterized. The record is from RefSeq and is a predicted model, not a curated record. The coding region runs from base 198 to 3038 and encodes 946 amino acids. The transcript is spliced from 6 exons. NCBI's taxonomy places the organism in Eukaryota, Viridiplantae, Streptophyta, Magnoliopsida, Poales, Poaceae.
UAUAUCUUCAGAUGUAGGAUUGAAUUUCACUGAAUAUAACUUCUAUGUUAUCCGGAAGUCUUAAUUAGUUCACUCCUCCUCAACUCGAUCCGCAGUCUCGCAGCUCUAGAGGGGGUGGAGAAAUUUGCAGCUGAUGGGUUAGAUUAUAUAUCAUGGCCUUCUUCUGCUGAUAUUAGCUUUCUGUCGAGAACUUCAACAUGUAUGAACUUCGAACUCAGCACUACUUGGAUUUUGAUGACGCCGUCAAAAAAUUGGCUGGCCUUUUGCGUGAAAGCUAUGGUACUGCAGAAGGCAAAACUAAACUACUUGUCCUUUAUCACUCGUACGCCAGAUUUUCUAGAACAUCAGUUGUUCUUGGAGCUAUAGCCAAACUCCUAAAAUCCACAGUAUGUGAUGUUUCUGACACGACAAAGCAUUUUAGCAGAAUUGUCUAUGUGGACCGCUCCUUGUGUAGAAACACAAGGACCAUGCAAAGGGCAAUCGCGGAGGAGCUGAACCUUGGCCAUGUAAUGAACUUAUUUGACAAGCAAGAUGAAGAUGAUGAUUUCAGAGGUGUGGACGACAGUCUUCGAAAAGAGAUAUCAAGUGUUGGAAGUUUGAUUAAUGAGUCUCUAAGAAAUGAAAGGUUUCUGGUGAUUUUUUACUAUGGAGAAGUCGAAGAAAUGGAUCUGGUAAAUUGUGGCAUUCCUCUUUUUGGUAAAGGUGUACUGUUAUGCUCUCCUGGUGGCUUAUUUCAGGUCGAACAGCGGGACUAUAAGAUGUCCAUUUUUCAUAUGAUUUACAUUUUUAUGGGUUCCAACCCUAGCACAGAUACUGGUACACAAACCCACCAUAUAUUGCUCAAAGAAGCUGCUGAAGUGAUUCGUGACACCGUUGUAGAUGGCAUUAACCCAGAAAUAGUUUUGGAUUGCUUCUUGUACUCACUGUUCCUGACAACACAACUACUUAAUAGCUCUAUUGGUGUUGAGUAUGAUUGGGCUACUCAUGCUUGCAACUACUGGAUUUGUGAUGGAAUCGUUGGAGGUGAAAGGACUUGGGAGAUUGGUAAUGCCCUGUAUGGGGUGAUACCACAGUUGAGCAAUUCUACGGAUAGAACAAGACUUUUGGCAUCCUAUUUGAAUGGAAGAAAAAAUUCCUAUAAAGGCUGGUAUUCAGUCACCUCCAACAAAUGCGGAGGAGAUCAUAUCCCUAAUGUCCCUCAUAACGCAUCAUCUUAUUUCCUAACAUUUGAGGGAGAUGAUCCAGUAUAUGUAUAUUAUGUUUUGUUGCCUCUGAUGGUUGAACUCAUGACCAAUCUCAGGGAGCUAAAUACAAAGGGAGUCUCAUGGAAGACUAUGAGUCAUGUUUGGAAAAAGCUAGAAAAACUUUACAAGCUCCGAGUUACCAAAUCUUCAGAUGUGUUCACGGUGGACAGCUGUUCUUCCAUAGAUAUGAUGAAUUUGGAACUCCUUGACUUAUCUAGCAACACUAACAUGGAAUUUUUGCCGACAUUGUCAUCCGCAAGAAGCCUGAAGAUGCUUGUUCUUGAUGGUUGUUCCAGCUUGGAGAACGUUGUACUGGAAGGAGCUCCUCCACUGCUCGAAAGUUUCAGCUUUGAUGGUUAUGGGCCAGCAGAGAAUUGGAAUCAUUCCAUACAACUGCCAAAAAAGGAAUUGCGCCUGCAGUCUCCUAUAGCUCCCAUCGAAACCGUCCAAGUUACCAAGAUCUCCCUCCAUGGUUGUGGUCGAUUGCAGAACAUAUUUUUGCGUGCAUUGCCUAAUCUGGAGGAUCUGGAUCUCUCUGGUACAGCCAUUAAAACCAAGGAACUUGACCUCCUUGCAAUGGAUAUCCCGAAACUCAAGAAGUUGUUCCUGCUGGGUUGUCAGCAUCUCCGUAGCCUAAUCUGGCGUGCAUUACCUAAGUUGGAAGUGCUACGUAUAGACAUGCAGUGGAAGCAAAGAUCAAUGGUCUAUUGUGGAAUAGAGAGAUCUUUCAGCUUUCAUGCAUUUAUUGCUUUUACAGAUGGAAGGUUCACUUUCAGGUUCAUUGAGGGACUCUAUCACCGAAUAUCACAAUGUCUCUCAAUGGUGUACCUCCUUAUCUCUUGCAUGAGCCAUAGCCAAGCCAACAAUACCAAAAGUAUCAAGGAGAUUGGCCCUAGCCAAGAGGGUUUGGUUCCAACAAGUCUGAUUUUACCUUAUGAUAAUGUUGCUCUUACUAAAGAUGUUAUGUGCUCAUCUUUCCUGUGGAACCACCAACAGCUUCAAACUUUGGAUGUGCAUAUCGAGAUUGGUGAAGGAAGCUAUAAUAUAGAGAGUAUGCAUGACAAUUCAAAUUUCAAUUUAUUUGCGCGUCAUGUUCAAUCAUUGCAUGUCCAUGACAAUUCCUCAAUCACUGCUAUCCCUCCAGCAAAUGAAACAAACUGGGACAUGCUUGAAUGGUGUCAUGUUGUGAGGUGCCCCAAGCUACAAUAUGUGUUUUUUCGCCGAUAUGGACGAGAGAGCUUUGGACAUAUAAGAAUAAUUUCAGCUUCUGAUCUCCUGGUGGCUUAUUGCAUCUGGAGUAGAGGCACUAUUAUUCAGAAUAGUUGUUUCGCACGACUGCAACACAUAUACAUGUACAACUGCCCUAGGCUGGUGUACGUCCUCCCCAUUUCCUUCAGCUUGCCCAACUUAGAGACCCUCCAGAUCGCAUACUGCAGUAACCUCCGAGAUGUUUUUCCAUUGGACGACAAGUACCCUCCAGCAAUAUCAUCAGGUGUCACAUUCAAGAACCUAAAGCAAAUCAAGCUAUACCAUCUUCACAAUCUGGGGCAGAUAUGCGAAGUCAGAUUGACUGCGCCGGCGCUGCAGACGAUCGGCCUCCGGGAUUGCUGGGGUCUCAGGCGUCUGCCGGCCGUAGCACGUGAAGGUCCCAAGCCGGUGGUGGACUGCGAGAAGGACUGGUGGAACAAACUCGAGUGGGAUGGCUUGGAUGCCGGUCAUGACCCAUCGCUCUUCGAAACGCGCCACUCAGCCUACUACAGGAAGACCCUCCCGAUGGUCUCGUUUCUAAGGUGA